CCCUAAACGGCAAUAGGCCAGCUUCUGCAUCGAAUCUAAACUUGCAUCCCCGAAGUUUUGACCAUCUACAAGUAAGUAUUGAUCAAAUGGAUGGGCGGGAAAACCAUUCGGAAAAUCUCUAUGUUUUCCACCGUCGCGUCUCGUUGCAAUUCUUGUUGUUGAAGUCGGUCCAGCAUCUUCACAGUUGAGACGACUCUCAAAUGCUGUGACAUAACCUUCAAAUAACAAUUAGUAAAUAGUCAAUAUCGUGUUGUGCAGGAACUUUUACGAACUGUAAAAUGUGUGAAGAAAACUUAAGUUUUUCUUGAUGUGCCUUGAAUUCGUUUGGUGGAAUAUACCCGAAAAUGUGAUAAACUUUCACUGGAAAUUCGAGUGGAAAAAUAGACAAUAAUGGCACAAUUCGUAACCCACAUUCAACCCACGUUGGUAGAAGCCUCUCAUCAUCACUUACCCCAUCAUUAUAAGGAACAUAAGGACCACGAUAAGCAUCAUAAAGAUUACCAUGCGAAAGAUCACUCUGAUGACAAGAAGCAUGGUAAAACAAAGCAGGAUCAUCAUCAUCGCCACGAGAGUAACGCCGAAGCCAUCAUGAAAGAUACUCAGAUGCAUCAGGGACAUCCAAGGGAUUUUCCAGUUCUUCCACACGGUCAUCCAGAUGUUCAUCAUCAUGAACACAAUCCGGAUCAUCAGAAGGAAAGGAAAAGGGAUUCUGGAAGUUACGUGGACUCUCAUGGGAAUCAGCACACCUUCCAGUUACAUUUCGUGGAUUCUCAAGGUAUCCAUAGAGAUUAUCACGGCCAUGCAAUUGACGAAAAUCCAACAGAUGAGAGGAAACAUAAGGAGAAGAGAGCAUCUGUUGAAGAUAAAUCACCUUUGAGGAGUACAAGUGAAAGACCCACACCUCCAAAGUUUAUCGAUCUGCAUUCAGUGCACUCAGAAAAUAAAAUUUCUGAUGGAAAUACGUCCUUUUUGCGGGCAGCACGCAAUGGCCAACUAGAAAAAGUACUAGAAUAUCUCAAAACUAAUAUCGACAUCAAUACAAGCAAUGCAAAUGGGCUGAAUGCACUCCACCUGGCAUCUAAAGACGGACAUGUGGAAAUUGUUGAGGAGCUCCUCAAACGAGGUGCUAUAGUUGAUGCAGCAACGAAGAAAGGAAACACAGCCCUUCACAUAGCCUCCCUUGCCGGACAAGAAGAAGUUGUUAAGCUUUUAGUUCAACAUGGAGCAUCCGUCAACGUACAAAGCCAGAAUGGCUUCACUCCGUUGUACAUGGCAGCGCAAGAAAAUCAUGACAACGUUGUCAAAUUCCUCCUGGCCAACGGUGCUAAUCAGAGUCUUUCCACAGAGGAUGGCUUCACACCGCUGGCCGUGGCAAUGCAACAGGGUCACGAUAAGGUAGUAACGGUUUUGUUGGAAAACGACACCAGGGGAAAAGUAAGGCUUCCAGCAUUACAUAUCGCUGCUAAGAAAGAUGACGUUAGAGCAGCUAAGCUUCUUUUGGAGAACGAUCACAACCCUGACGUUACCUCCAAGUCGGGAUUCACUCCACUUCAUAUAGCAUCACAUUACGGUAAUCAACCGAUUGCCAACCUUCUCAUCCAGAAGGGAGCUGACGUCAAUUAUUCUGCCAAGCAUAACAUCACUCCUCUACACGUCGCAGCAAAAUGGGGCAAGAGCAAUAUGGUAUCUGUCCUGCUGGAGCAGGGGGCACAUAUCGAGGCCAAGACCAGGGAUGGCCUGACGCCACUGCAUUGUGCUGCGAGAAGUGGCCACGAGCAGGUUGUCGAUAUGCUUCUGGAAAAAAGUGCACCAAUCAGUUCUAAAACGAAGAACGGCCUAGCUCCCUUGCACAUGGCAGCCCAGGGAGAUCAUGUAGACGCCGCAAGAAUUCUUCUGUAUCACCGCGCUCCAGUGGACGAAGUCACAGUAGAUUAUCUAACUGCCCUCCACGUCGCCGCCCACUGUGGACACGUGAGGGUUGCAAAACUAUUGCUCGAUCGACAGGCAGAUGCCAACGCUCGAGCUUUGAAUGGUUUCACCCCUCUACACAUAGCCUGUAAGAAAAAUAGGAUAAAAGUCGUGGAAUUGCUACUGAAGCACGGAGCCUGUAUCGGUGCUACAACUGAAAGUGGUUUAACCCCUCUACACGUAGCAAGUUUUAUGGGAUGCAUGAAUAUUGUUAUUUACCUACUUCAACAUGACGCUAGUCCAGACAUUCCAACUGUGCGUGGUGAAACUCCCUUACAUCUUGCUGCACGAGCAAACCAGACUGAUAUCAUCAGGAUACUACUGCGAAAUGGGGCACAGGUCGACGCACGUGCCAGGGAACAACAGACUCCUCUCCAUGUAGCUUCUCGUCUCGGAAACGUUGAUAUUGUCAUGCUGCUAUUGCAACAUGGCGCUAAGAUUGAUAAUACAACCAAAGACAUGUACACAUCUCUGCAUAUUGCAGCCAAAGAGGGGCAAGACGAGGUUGUUGCAGUUCUGAUCGAAAACGGAGCUUCCCUGAAUUCCACGACGAAGAAAGGAUUCACACCCCUUCAUCUCGCCGCCAAGUAUGGACAUCUGAAAGUAGCCAAGCUAUUGGUACAAAAAGAAGCACCCGUCGAUGCUCAAGGGAAAAACGGCGUCACUCCACUACACGUAGCUUCUCAUUACGAUCACCAGAACGUUGCCUUAUUGCUUUUGGAAAAGGGGGCAUCGCCGCAUGCUGAUGCCAAGAAUGGACACACGCCACUUCACAUCGCGGCUCGUAAGAACCAGAUGGACAUCGCGCACACUUUGUUGGAGUAUGGAGCGAAACCAGAUGUUGAGAGUAAAGCUGGGUUCACACCUUUACACUUGAGUUCACAAGAAGGUCACGUUGAAAUAUCUUCCCUCCUGUUGGAACACCGAGCAACACCAGAUUAUCAGUCUAAGAAUGGUCUUACACCAAUGCACUUAUGCGCACAAGAGAACAAAGUUGCAGUUGCUGAAAUACUUCAUAAGAACGGUGCCGACAUAGACACCCAAACCAAAGGGGGUUACACCCCCUUGCAUAUAGCUAGUCAUUACGGGCAAGCUGAUAUGGUGAAAUUCCUGUUAUCCAAGGGAGCAAAUGUAAAAGCCACAACCUCCCUCGGAUACACACCCCUUCAUCAAGCAGCUCAGCAAGGCCACACAAAUAUCGUUAAUCUCCUGUUAGAAAAUUCUGCACAACCAAAUGCAGUAACAAAUAACGGUCAGACUCCCCUGCAUAUAGCCCAGAAAUUGGGUUAUAUCACUGUGAUCGAUACAUUGAAAAAAGUCACGGAAUCUGCUCAGACGCCAGUACUUUCAGAAGAAAAGUAUAGGGUUGUUGCACCAGAACUAAUGCACGAGACUUUCCUGUCGGAUUCCGAAGAAGAAGGUGAAGACACAUUGCUUGGAGAUCAGACAUACAGAUACCUCACAGCUGAUGAAAUGAAAUCUCUAGGGGACGACUCCUUACCAAUUGAUGUCACAAGGGACGAAAGGAUAGAUUCGAAUAGAAUGGUGGGUAGUGAUGAUCCCAAUGCAUAUCCUCCAAGACAUAUAGAGGACUCCAUCAGUCCGGAACACAUUCAUCCAAAUUAUGUGGAAUACAUCAAGAAAGCAACUGACAAUGUUGACAUUUCCAGGCAUCCUGUGAAUAUUGGGAAACUGCACUGGAAAAACUUCCUCGUGUCGUUUUUGGUAGAUGCUAGAGGUGGGGCAAUGCGUGGCUGUAGGCACUCUGGUGUGAGAGUCAUAGUUCCCCCACGUUGUGCUCCAAGUCCUACCAGAAUAACGUGUAGAUACGUGAGACCACAAAGAACACCACAUCCUCCACCUCUCAUGGAAGGGGAAGCAUUAGCUAGCAGAGUUCUGGAGCUUGGACCUGUCGGCGCUAAGUUCUUAGGACCGGUCAUCAUCGAAGUUCCUCAUUUCGCCGCACUCAGAGGGAAAGAACGAGAAAUAGUGAUUCUAAGAUCAGACAAUGGUGAAUCUUGGAAAGAACAUACGGUGGAAGCAACCGAAGAUGUUUUGAAUGAAGUGCUGAGAGAUAGUUUCGACACAGAAGAUCUGAACCAGUUGGAGGACCACUCCAGUGGACGUACAACCAGAAUCAUCACCCAGGAUUUCCCCCAGUAUUUUGCUGUGAUAUCUAGGAUAAGACAAGAAGUUCAUGCUAUUGGACCAGAGGGAGGAAUGGUUUCUAGUACCGUCGUACCACAAGUGCAAGCCGUGUUUCCGCAAGGAGCAUUGACGAAGAAAAUCAAAGUGGGACUACAGGCCCAGCCCAUAGACCCAGAAUUGACGGCCAAACUUCUUGGUCAUGGAGUGGCAGUAUCACCUGUUGUCACCGUAGAACCAAGGAGGAGGAAAUUCCAUAAGGCAAUCACCUUGAGCAUGCCAGCUCCCAGAGCUCAUUCGCAAGGAAUGAUCAAUCAAUAUUCGGGUUCAGCUCCAACUUUAAGAUUGCUGUGUUCCAUAACAGGUGGAACAUCCAGAGCUCAAUGGGAGGACGUCACUGGAUCAACACCGUUAACGUUCGUGAAUGACUGUGUUUCUUUCACGACUACAGUAUCUGCCAGAUUCUGGUUGAUGGAUUGUAGAAACAUCGGAGAUGCCACGAAGAUGGCUACUGAACUAUAUAGGGAAGCUAUUCACGUUCCAUUCAUCGCAAAAUUCGUUGUAUUUGCGAAGAGAAUCGAUCCCCUCGAAGCAAGACUGAGAGUGUUUUGCAUGACUGACGACAAAGAAGAGAAGACUUUGGAAUAUCAGGAGCAAUUUACGGAGAUCGCCAAGAGUAGAGAUGUUGAAGUGAUGGAAGGAAAAUCUCAAUUCAUUGAAUUCGCCGGUAAUCUGGUGCCGAUAACCAAGAGCGGAGAACAACUGCAGUUCUCUUUCAGAGCAUUCAAGGAGAAUCGGUUACCUUUUUCGGUGAGAGUGAAGGAUCAACAUGCCGAGGCCGUUAGUAGAUGUCUGUUCAUGAGAGAGCCAAAGGUUCAGAAAGGAGAAGCACCACAACAGCCAAUCUGCAUACUGAAUAUCGUUCUGCCAGACGAUAUCGUCUCCGAGACUAUUUCACUGACAGAUUCUGAUUCCAUCAGGAAGAAAUACUACGCCAACGAAAAUUUCGACUACUAUAGGCAAGAUCCAAGACUUACGGACAUUAGUAAUCAUCUUGGUGAUGACUGGGUAGAACUGGCCGAUCAGCUAGGAUUAACCAGUUCAGAAAUAAAUGUAAUUAAGUCUGAGUAUCCUGAUAGUGUCGCUAAACAAGCGCAAUCCAUGCUGAGAAUGUGGUUGUCACAAUUAGGAAACAAAGUACAAACAAAUACAUUAGAAAUUGCCUUGCGUAGGAUAGGUAGAGAAGAUAUAGCGAAUCAGUGCCUAAAUAUAGACAAUAGAAAUCAGGAGAUCUUGAGGAUAAGAACGGAGGAGAAAGAAAAACAUAGACUGAUCAGUGAUAAUAGAAUUGAAGAUAUAUCUAAGCAGGAAAAAUAUAGUAAAGAAGAAAAAUCCAAGUUAUUCCAAAAUCUCGACAAGUAUUCGGCCGAAGAAAAAACAUUCGAGCCAUCAGACGAAGAAGAGGACUUCAACAAAACAGUACCUGAAAGACGUGAGCAAAUCGUCAAAAGACUGUCAACGGAAAGAACUAUUCCGGCUUCUUCACAGCGCGUUGAAAUUGUCCAGGAAAUAACUUCUAUCAAAAGACAGAGUCUUGUUGAAGAUAAAAUCGCGGAGGUUCAACAAAAAGCCAACAUAGAACCUAUGAAAAUGACAACAAUAAAGCCAGUAUCGAAAAUCAUGCAGGAGAAAACCAGUCUUACUGAAAAGAAAGAACAGAAAAUCAGCACACACCUUCAAGAAGAACCAGAGCAAACUGAGAAAACACGAAUUGAUGCGCAGAAUAUCGAAAAAAGGGACGAUCCUAAUAUGCGUAAUUUGGAUAACCAAGAGAAACCAGACAGAAGGGACUCGGUGCUUCUUGAAGAAGUUACCCAGCUACUAGAGACUAGAAAACCUUCGGCUAAUCUGACGAAUCAAGAAGAUCCAAAUUCACCUAAAUUCUCAAAGACACCGCCGCCCAGCCCUGCAGAUUUCAUCAAGGAGAAGCAGGCAACCACAAACCAAGAAUGGAGUGCAACUGAAGACAUCGGGAAAUUCUCCAGAUCACAAUCUGAUACUGUGAGAGAGGACAUAUCAGGAAAAACGACUUCAGCACAGUAUUUAAUUGAGCGUGAAGAAACUUUGCAAAAAAGUUCCCCUGAUUUUUCCUUCCCUAACUCUAACUUGUCAGUUCAAGAAAACAUAACUUACGCUUCUACCCAUUCGAAGAGUGAAUCAGGAGGAAAGGAAUUGAAAACCGAAAUAAAAGACACUGAGACUAAUAUAUUAGAAAAUAGAACACUUCCAGAAAGAACAGAACCAUCAACUGAUUUGAAAUUCGUCACAUUCUCAUUUAUAGAAAAAGAAAAAAUUCAUUAUGAUCCGUUUGAGGUUAAAGCUAAAUCAGACGCACCAGAAGGAAUAAUUCGUAUAAAUCAUGCGUCAAAUUUGGUUACCAAGGAGGAAACAAUAUCAAUAAUAGAGAAACAGGAUGAAGAAACCUCGAAGGAACACCUGCAAUAUGAAUGUCAGAAGGAAUAUCCCGAUAAUAUUGAUGAGAAUAAUACCUCCAGAAAUCUGGGCCUACUGGAUAACAUGAAAGUGGUGCCAAAUAAACAUUCUGCAAUAAAGACAACAAGUAAUGAUGCCCGACAAGACAAGAAAAAGCAUCAAGAUGUAUCAAUCAAACUUAUGGAAAAUACGACAAACAAAAAGGAAAAGAAUGACGUAGAAGCGGAUCAUGAAACAAAAUGGUCGUCAGCUGAAACGAAAAAAUUCACACAUGAAUUUGUCAGCAAUGAAAUAAGAAAUUUCGAUGAUGUGAAAUUCAUUAAGUCCACCACAGAAAAAUCGAAUGGUAUUGAAACUGAAACCAAAACCCAAGAAUUUUCCAGGGCCUUUGGUAAAGGUGAAGAGGAAAAUAUUUCGGAAAAUUUAGGAGUUGGAAUCCAAACUAUUCAAGCCAAGGCACAAGACGUGGGCACCCAAAAUAACCGAAAAAUUAUUGGAGUGUCUGAUGACCACGAUGUUGCACAUACCAAACUUCGACUUCAACAGUUGAAGGAAAAUGAGCUUGAAGUGAAAAAAGCAACAUCUGCUUUCAUCGCUGGAGAGACUGAGAAAUACGAUUGUGAUGUUCAAUCGAGAAAACCUCAGAACGAAUCAAAUUCUGAACAAAAUAUAAUCAGAAAAGUCUCCACAGAAUUAAAUGUUACAGAUGAGCAUGUGGAUAAUGAGGCCAGGAAAGAAAUGAGUUCAAAGAAACGAGAACUCGAAACUUAUGAAUGCUACACCGUCGUUUCAGGGGAGAAGAAAGAGAAUUAUCAGAAUGAAAAUGUUGAAAGUAAUAUUCUAUCUGAAUAUACACAGAAACCUUUAUGUGAAAAUGAGAAGUUACAAGCAGCAAAAACUGUGGAUAGAAUUAUGAAAAAAGGAACAAAUGAUUUUUUGAAUAUGGAAAUACAGAAUUAUCAUGAUGUGAAAUACCAGCAUGUUGAGACUUUGAAAUUAGAACCCGAUGAAGUGGAAGACCAUAACCAGAAAGAAGUAACUGAAAUAACCGAUUCCAAUGAAUCAAGAACAGAGGUUACCAAUACUGAAGAAGAACCAAGGAACGAAACGAUAAGCAAACGUGAAGUAACCACCAAAAAGAGUGGAAAACCUGGCAUUUUCAGUUUCUUCAAGAACAAAUCGAAGCAAAGUGAAAAAAAUGAAACGAAGUCAGCGGAAGAUACAUAUGAAUACACUGUGAAAGAUGAGAAUCAUAUGAAUGAUAAAGUUACAACAAAAAAGCCAGAAAAAGGACAAGGAAAAAUCGAAAAAAGGCUUACGGAAGACGAUAAUCUGAAAGAAAGACCUAACGAAGAAAUUUUUAUGUCAUCGAAAGAGAAAAUUGAAAUUUCGGGUAGAUUUCUCAGCAGUGAAAUAGAAAAAUAUCAUGAUGUGAGAAAUUUAGAAUCUGUGAAAGACAAAAAGGAGGAGAAUAAUCUUAUUUCAGGACUUAACACUGAACAAAGCGAGAAAAUUGGUGCAUCUGAGAAAGAUAAUACAGAAGAGCGAACUACGGAAAACAUUGGCCACAUUGAAAAAAGAUCUGAUUCGCAACAGGAAAAAAGUCAUGAAAAAAAGAAAUCUGGAAUAAUGAGAAUUUUCAAACGGAAAUCUUCGAAAGAAACUAAAAAAGAAUCCGAAGUUGAUCAAGAAGACAAAACGAACGCAAAACUCAUACGUGAGCUGCCACAAGUUCGAAGCGAAAAGAAGUCCGGAGAAAAGAAAACAAAUGUUGUUAUGGAUGAUGAUGAAAAUAGGAAAAAACUUGGAUCAGAAGAACUUCAACAAACGACGAAUGAUUUCCUCAACAAGGAGAUUAAAUCAUACCACGAUGUGAAGUACACAAAAUCAGAAAUAAUAAAAGAAGAGCACCAAAAUGGAAUGAAUAAACCAGAUUUGCUUGAAUUAUUAGAUGACGCACCGGCCAUCGGGAAGCCAAACUAUUUGCAAACAACAGAUUUAGACGACAUGGAUAUGAAUAAAACAACAAAAACCCAGGACGGAACUUCAGUAAAACAUGAAGAAUGCAAUCUUACCGAAGGAAAAGAAACGAAAACUCGAUCACAGGAAAAGUAUGACACGGUCGAGGAUAAGAAAAAUCAGAAGACGUCAAACACUGAAUCUUUAAAAUUUCUAUUGACAGAAGAAGAAAAACAUGACAUCGAUGAAUAUCAACAAAAUUACACUGAAGAUUUACCAGUACAGGAAAAGAGCAAAAAGAUCGAAACAACAACACUUAACAAGCAAAAACCCGAAGACCUAAAAACUGAACAUCAACCGCAACAGAGCUUAAAUAAAACGAAAGAUGUCACAACUGAUUUCCUCCUCAAAGAAAUAGAACUGUAUCACGAUGUCAAAAAUAUAAAAUCCAAUUUGGAAUUGCAGGGUUCGAAUGAAUCCGAAUUGCAUGACCGCCUCUCUGUUAAAGAUGAAAGAAAGGAUGAAAUGAAACAUAGUUCCUUAACGGAACAACCUAAAGUAGUAGCAACGAAAAGAAAAUCACUCAGUGGAGGAAACGAUCACCAAAAAACAAAUUAUACUAAGGAAGAUCACGAUAAUAUCGGAAGGGGGAUUAAAGUAGAUAAAGGAGAACACAGUUCCUACGAACCAAAGCAAGAAAUGAAAAAUGACAGAAUGAACAUAAUUGGUCAGGCACAGAUUGUUAAUGAAACUACAGAAACAUCACAAGAUAAACAAGUGAGUCCCAAAUCUAAUAAGAGGUCAAAGCCAGGAAUCUUCGAUUUUGUCAAAGAUAAACUAAAGAUCGGAAACAGGAGUAGAUCAGAGGAUGAUAGCGUUCAGGAAGAAAAUGAGGAAAUAAAUUCAGAAUUGGUAGCAAUAACUUCAUCUUUUCUGUUGGAAGAAAAAUCUAAAUACGAAGAUAAAUUCAGUUCGUCUCCUUUCAAAUCAAAAAUGGGCAAUGAAGAUGAAGCUGUCUCCGGAGAUCGAAAGUCAGAAGCUUUAGAAACUGAACACACUAUUGACGAAAAUGCUCCCGAACGUCAUUUCGAUAAAGAGGAAACUCAGAGACAAAAAAUUUUCGAACCUGUCGAACGUAGGAGCCCACAAAACCUUUUCGAGAAUCCAUUCUCCACGGAGUCUCUUGACUACACUGUUAUGGAGAAUGGAGAAAAAACUUCAAGUAACGAGUUUGUAGAACAAGAUCGGGAGGUCGAGCCAGCCACUCAGCUUUUUUUCGAAAAGGAAAAAAAUUAUGAGUGUGAAAUAGCUGAAGAUCUAACAUACACAUCUGUUUCUAGAUCAGAAAAUUUACAAACACGCCAAAGUGCUGAAAGCGACGAAUCCAGAGAUAACUGGUUCGGUCCGAAAAGUAUCCAAACUACCACCAAUUUUCUGAUUUUAGAAAAACAAUUUUAUGAUACUCCACCUGCUUCUGAAGACAACGAUAAGAAAAUGCUACACAGUGUCAAGAAACCCGAAGAAGUACAACCAAUUGACCAAACAAGAAAAGAAUCCGAUGAUUUGCAAGAAAAAAUAAAUUCUCCUGACGUUAAGGUUGGUGACAAGGUGUCAGAGGAAUCUGAAAAUGAGAAUACGAUGCAGACAAGGAGUGGUAAGAAAAAAGGAAUAUUAGGUUUUCUGAAAAAAAAAUCUAAAGAAGUUGAUGAAGUGGGUCAGCCUCCGUUCGAAAAACUGGAGAAAGAUCUGAAUGAAACAUCCAAAAAAUCAGCAUAUCUUGAAAAUCUUAUUCCAACAUCAGGCAGAGCUAAGCGGUCAGAUACUAUAGAACAUCAAACUGAAGGUGAAGGCGAUACAGAAGAUGAAAUUGUGUUGAAGAAAAAGGCUAAGUCACAGAAAAAAACACAGAAGGAAGACUCAUCCUCGAAAGGUAUUUUAGGCUUUUUAUUCAAGAAGAAAAAACCUAAGGACAAAGAUGAGACACCUUCAUAUCAAAAGGUAGACGAUUAUUUGACAAUUCUUGAAGAUACAAAAACUUUCCUGAACAAAGAAACUGAAAUGUAUCAUGAUGUACGAGAUUCUUCAUGUGAUAAUGCGAAUAAAAUACGAAAUAUUUCAGAAGAAACAGAUAAUUCAGAAAAUCAAUCUAUACCAUCAAUAAUAUCCAAGGAACAACCUUCUCAAGUGAAGAAUGUUUGUGAUUUCGUACAAAACAAUCCUAACGAUUGUUAUGAUGACAGCCGUCGAAUAUGUGAUGAGGAAAUGGAAGUUGAAACUAGAGUUGAUAUUCCGGAAUAUACAUCAUUCGAUUUCAUAAGAGAAGAAGUAGAAAUGUUCGAAAAAACUAAACUACCAUGCACAAGCAAAGUCGAUUCCUCUAUUAGAAUAGAAACAGAGGUUGAAAACAUUGACGGUGAAUUUCCAAAAGAGAUUAUAACAAAAAAAAUUAUUAUAUCUGAAACACUAUUAGAACGAAAGGAUAAUAUGGAGAGUGAAAGUAUGUCUCAAGAAAUCCUCAGGAAAUUAAUGGAGGUCAACGAAGAAUUGAAAGCUCAAAUGAAUGAAGAGAAAUCUGAUGAAUUACCCACGAACGUGGAUUUUUCGACAUCAAAUGAGAGAAGUGAAAGUUUCGAUACCGUACUCGAAAGAAAAUUAGAUCAUUUUGAACAGAUACCACAGGAAAAUAUCAUUAAAAUGUCGAAAAAAGUUGAAAAGACAAACGGAACUGAGAUAAAUGAAUUUUUAGAAAGAAUUGAAGAUGUUGAAUUAGUAAAGAGCAAUAUAGUUGAAGAUGUAUCAAUUUUGGAAGGUUUAAGCCAUAUUGCGAAGGAUGGAAAACAAGAAAUUGUAACUGACUUGGAUGACAUUACUUCAGACUCCUCCAUGGACUCUCGAAAUGUAGAAGAAUUGGACAAAAUGAUCAGUAACAAAUAUUCAGAUUGUUUCGACAAAAAUAUUCCAAAAGUUGAAAUGAAUAAAGAAGAGAAAAUUGAUGACCUACUUCAACUCAACAAAGAAGGAAUAUCUGAAGAAAAAGGAAAGGUUCUGAUAAGUGGAGAAAAGAUUGAUGGUGAAAAUAUUAAAAAAAGGGGAAGCAUUACAAAACUAAACGAACAAGGCGCCCUUAGCGAUGUCAUUUAUGCAAAUGAAGAUUUCGUGACAAACUUGGAACUGAAUUACUAUCAGCAUACAAAGGAACCGAAAGAGGAGGACAUAAUUUCGAAGAACAAGGAAUCGAUAUCUUCCGACGAAGAAAAAACAGUUGGUGGUACAAAAAGAAAACCGUUAUUUAGAAUUGAAUCAGAAGAAGAAAAUAUGACCUCAAAUUUUGAAGUGGCCUCAGCUACUUCUGAGGAAUUGGAUAAUCUUCUUCGCGAACUUAGAAAAGAUGCUGAUGAACCCACGGUUACUGUGUUAAAAGUAAAAACCAAAAACGAAAAUGAAGAAGAUAGUGUUGAUAAGGUCGAUAUUGAAACUAUAGAGAGAAAGCUGUGCGAUUUGGGAAAAGCGUUAGAAACAUUAGAGCAAUUAAACGAAUGUUCAUCUCCAAAAGACAAAAGUGAAGUUAGGGAAGGAAAGCUCAGAAGGAUUGAGAGAAAAUUUGAGCAUAUGGCUUCCGAAACCGACGAGUUAGCAACUGCUAACAAGCAAACGGUCGAUUUAUCGAAAUCUGCCAAAAAUGAGCAAUACCAGCAGUUAGUUUCCCAACUGAGUCAGGAUGAGGUAAUGUCCUUCCAGGGCGAUUAUAAUAAUUUAUGGGACGAGUACACUUUCUCAAAAACCGAUGAAUGGGACUCGAAAACGCCCGAUAGUCAAGCAGAUGUUCUUGAACUUCCACAAGACACUUCCUGCAAAGAACUAACGGAUGCUUCACAAAAACUCCCAACUAACAUCCAACCUCCUCAGCCAAGACCGAGACAUCAAAAAUCCAAAGAACAGAGCGAUGAACAAGAUGUCGAAUCACCACCAAAACAAAUAUCACCAGUUCGAGAUGAUCUUCUGGACGAAACUAACAAAACCGAGGAUAUAUCAUAUCAAGACAAGAAGAAGUUCUGGGAAAAUAUCGCAAAAGAACCGUCGAAAAAAACGUCUGAUUUAUCCAAAAGGAAUUCAGUUCAAGAAAUUAGCGCUCCACCAGUACCCAAACCAAGAGGAACUUUACAAAGUUCUCACAGCGUCGUAGAAACAACAACCCAGAAGGUGCCUGUGAUAGGAACUCGAGAUGGUAAGGAUCACGCAAUUCUUAAAGAGAAGGAACCCUCUGAGCCAACUAAAUUACUUCCACGUACGGAAUCAAAACCCGAAGAUCAGGAGAAAUCAGAGGACAUCGCAGUUGAAGAAACUACGAAAGAAAUUCAGAAGUCCGAUAGUGUUGACACUGAAGAAAAUAGUAGUCAGGCGGAAGAGAAUGCUGGUUAUAUUUCAGACAGUGGCGACGUGGAGCAUUAUAUCUCAGAUUCGGAAAUUGAAGACCGAGUACCACAAAUACGAGAGAGACAAAUGAGCGUGUUCGUACCUCCUUCGGUGUCUCAAAGAACAAGGUAUGAACGAUCCGCUUCACUGCCCACUGAAGAUUUAUAUGAAGUUUCCGCCAGAAGUACAAAAUUGAGAAAGCAAUAUUAUGAAGAGCAAAUCAAAAAAGAAAUGAUUCAAGAGCAGCUUACAAUAGAUCUAGAAGACGAAGGUUCGCCGGAAAGGAAAUCCAUAUCAUCCCCUGAAAUGAAACUUGAAGAGACCAGUGCAAUGGUAUUGGAAGAGAUUCCAACGAAUGAAAAAUCAGAUACAAUAUUCGAAUCUGAACUCGAACAAUACUCAGAAGAAGUUUCUCAAGAAGGCCAGAGGAGUAUCACUGCUUCAAAAGACGAAACUGCCGAGAUUCACGUUGAUAAGAGUGAAACAGAAAAAUCAGAAAAAGUUCAUACACUUUCAGCAGAGCAAAAACAACAAUCCGAUAUGCAGGAAACUAUACCUGAAAUAACUUUCACUUUGUCAGGAAAACAAAGAAGAAUAAGUGAAGAGAGUGAUGAAGAUGUUCUGGAGGAGGUUGAAAAAAUUACCCCCGUACCAGAACAUCCAGAAGCUGAAGAGAUACAUUCUGAGCAUGAGAAAAAAACACUCGAUCAGGGAGAGCACGAACAAGAUAUAUCUGCUGAAAGAAAAGAACACGCUGAUAUACAAUCAGAAAAAAAUUCAACACAUCGGGAAGAAGAAAUAGUAAAGAUGGAAACAUCGACUGCAAAAUCAGAAGAAAUACAAAGUCACAUUUCAUCGAAAUCAGAAUUCGUAAGUGAAAAACAAGAACAACCAGAUGCAGAUACAGCCGAAAAAUCAGAAAUUGCAAUUACUUCUUCCGAAGAACUAAACACUUCACUGAAAUCGGAGACUUCAGCGAACCAGAUAUCCCUUCACGAAGAAACUAAACUAAUAAGUUACGAAAUCGCAGACAAAGAUGUAGGAGCAAUGUCGGAACCCUCCAGAACUGCAGCAGAAGAAAAACUCUUAGCGGAGAAUAUUCUGGAUGAUGGUAUAGCAGAUAUCGAUUUGGAAAGUGAAGAUCUGAAGAACAUCGUUUCUAGAUUGGAAAGUAUGCACAAAUUCAGAAAACUAAAAGCUUCAACUAAAAUUCCUUGUAAGAAGAAAGUUUCCGAAAGCAUCGAGAAGAAAGAAACAUCGAUCCAGUCAACCACAGGAAAUCAGGAAAAAGCAGAUGUUGGAGAAAAAAUCAAAUGUGAAGUUUCGAAGGAAUUGGAAGCCGAGAAACACGAAUAUCAAGAAAAAUAUGCGACCGAAUCUACUGAAAAUAUUCAACAAACACAAGACACUCAUGAGCAUCCAUUUACGCAGAUCCAACCUAUUGAAGGAGAAAUUGAGGAAACGCACUUUCCUCAAGUAGACCACGCUGUGCCGAAAUCAGGAACUAUAACUGCAGGUGAAAUGGAAAUUCCAGAUUUAUCACAAUUCUCUUCUAAGCAUAAAGAUCUUCAUGAAGUGGAAGAACCUGAAUCUUCUUCGAAGACACAAGCUGUUUUCGGAGAGUUCGAAACCCCUGAGAAAUUCGGAAUUUCAAAGGAUGAUGAACCUUCCUCACCUUCGAAGACAAUUCAUGAAAAAACACAAGAUGAAACUUUAGUAGCAUCAUUGGAAAAAAUACCAGUAGAAACUCUUGAAGGCGCAAUUUCAAGAGUCGGAUCUAUGAAAGAAGAUGAGGAAAGCACUUGCACACCAGAAUAUACGCAUCAUGGUGAAAAAGAAGAAGAUACUCAACAUAAGGAUUCGACCAAAAUAGAAUAUGAAGAACCAAAAACAAUCGAUUGCGACACAGAAAAUCACCUUAUCGCAACAGAAAUUAAAACAAGUGAAGAAAUUAUAGAUGAAUCAACUGUAAAAAAAGAAAUUGAACAAGUCAGUUGUACCGAGAAGAAAAACAUACUUGAUCAAGAAAUUGCAAGCUCAAAAGACAACCAAGAAGGUAUUCAAUCAGAAACGAAGCCUACAUCUGAAGUACAUCUGAUCAGUAAUCAGUAUCAAAAAACUUCCGAAGAACUUUCUGAAGAGACAGGACUAUAUACGGAGGAAUAUUCGUCCAUAGAAAAAAAUAAUGCAGGAGAUACAGAAAGAGUUGUAACGUCAAGUGCUCCAGAGCUAUUUUCAGGUAUUACGAAAACAGAAAUGAUAUCCGAGUAUACAGUGAUAAACCAACCUCAAGAGAAUAUCGAGAAUACAGUAUGGGAAGUAUCAAUCGAGUCUGAAAUGCUGAAAGAAGAGAAACUAUCAAGUUUAGCAACUUCCUGCAAGAGAGAAUCCAUAGACACAAAAACAGACUCCAUGUCUGAUAAAAUUAAUGACGAUAUCACAACAGACGAGACAAAUUUAGAAUCAGAAAAGUUAGAUCAAGAACCAUCGGAUUCAUUGCCUUCCCACAAGUUUGAACUUGAUAGUCAUGACGAUAUGAAGAAAAUCAUAUUAGAGAGCUUGCAUCAGCAAAAAGUAGAUCCAGAAGAAGCGAAAAUAAUUGCUAACUCUUUGAUCGAAGAAAUCGAAUUAGAACUUCAAAAAGUUGAAAACUUCAAUAAGGGACUUUCUAGCAAAAGCGAAUCUUUAGAUUCAGAAAAACAUGUGUCAGAUUACUUGAAAGAACUGGCAGAGACGAAAGGACUUGAUCAAAGAGAAGUCGAAUUGGUUGAAUCGGUGCUCGAGAGACGAAAAAGACAAAUAUCAAAAUUGAGUCGGGGUGACACUCAAGCUUCCAGUAUGGAAAUAACCGAUGAAGACCUUCGAUACAGCGAAACGGAUUAUGACUAUUCAAAUGUUCUCCAACAACAAAUGGGACAAUUGGAGGCCGAAUAUAGUGAUCAUUUGAAAAAUGUUUACGAUUCUUUAGUGGAAGACCAGGUUAUCAAAGAUAGUAGUGACAUAUCACUACCGACCAAGACAAUUGAUAAGAAACAGACCGCAGAUGAGCAGAUGGCAAGUGAAAAAUCUUUCAUAGAGAGAAAAGAUGUUAUACUGGAAGAAGAUGAGAACGUCACAGAUGAUCUCGAUAUCCCAGAACCAACAGAAAAAAUCGAAGAUUCUAUAAAAACACCAGACGACGCAGUCAUUUCAACAUACUCCCUGACUACAGAGAAACUUCCAGUUGAAUCACAAGUUAAGGACGAAAAGAAAACUGAGGAGUCUAUUGAUGGUAGUGCAGAUAUAACGAAACUUCAAUCAGAUAUUGAUUCUGAAGACCUGAAACAAACAGAAAAAUAUUCAACGGAAGAGCCUGAACAUAUCGACAAGGAUAACAAUAAGGAGAGCAUCAAACGCACAUCAAGCUCCGACUCUAAGUCGAGUGUCAGCUCAAGUAAAACACCAGAAGAUAUAUACUCCACUUGUUCAUCCGGUAAAAAAUUGGACUCUGAAAUUUCCACAGAAGUUGUAUUCAGAAAAUCCAAGAAACAUGAAGAGAGUAGUGCUAGAAAGGCAGAUAGAAAAUCCGGCAUAGACCUAGAAACUUAUUCUAGCUCGGGAGAGAGUCAUUACCAUAGCUUCGAGAUCGACAGUAAGAGCAGACCAUGUUCGUCCGAUCUGGAAGGAAUAGUACCCACAGGUUCUUCAGAAUAUGAAUCUGCUCUGAAUUCUCAGGAAAUAUCGAUGAAAUCUCAAGUAACAUCCGGAGAAUAUCAUACUGCAAUAAGCAGUUUGAGCUCAAAACAGAGUAUGAUGAGUAUUGAGAGUGAAAGCUCAGGAAAUCUUGCUAGUAUUGAAGUAUCAGAAACUUCAGAAACAUUGGUUCCUACAAAUAGUGACCUAGAAGGUGACAUGGAUAUGGUCGAUCAACAGAUGUUUGAAGGCGACGAUCUUUGGCAAACAUCAGAAUUCGAAAACCAGGAGCCCAUAUCAGAAGAAGCAGUUAAUCAGUACUCUCCCACACAUUCUACAGGGGCUGUAGAUAUCCCACCUAAAAUGAAACGCUCUCACGAGAUGACAUUCCAACCAGAACCUCGAGUUCUCGCAACAGAUUCGCCACAAAUGGAAUCGAACGACAUCGAGGAAAAGUUUGGUACUAGUAUCGAUGAUGGAAGCGCUCUGAGCGUGAGUCUCUCCAGUACUUCAAGCGCUCAAUUGCCUACUGUAAUAGAAUUAUCAAGAACUGAAUCUGGGGGACCCGAAGAAAGCAUAACUUCUGCAUUUUCCGAUCAUAUGAGUCUGGAAGAUGAUAUUUUAACAAGGACGCCAGAUAAUGUUGUGUUAACAGACUCCUCAACCUCAACGAAUUCGGUUCUUAAAGAACCCAUUGAAUCUGUAACAAUUCUAUCUGCGACCAUCACCACCAACGGAAUAUCGAGUGUAUGUAGUCAAGUAACCACUGAAACGGUAUCUUCUUCGACUGAGGCCCAAAGGCCGAAUCAUGAAGAAUUGAAGAGAAAAGGACAUCGCCGUCAAGACAGCACUUCAUUUAUUCCAACGUUAAUACAUGGCGUUGUCAAAACAUCAGAGCCCCAAAAACUUUUCGAAGUAACACUUCACUCACAGGAUAGUGAAGAUGGUCACGAUACGAAAGUUUUCAUUGAAAGUUCGGAAAAGCAGAGUCAUGAAAAGGCCAUGGAUUUAUCCCUUAGGAGAGAAUCAAGCGAAAGAAGAGAUUCUCAUGGAAAAUCAAGUAGUACAUCGAGUGAAAAAUCGAGCUUCGAAGAAGCUGAAGCGGAAGCUGCUUUCAGCAUGGUAGCUCAUAUUUCUCCAGUUCAUAAAAUCAAACAAAUUUGUCCAAUCAUAGAGGACAUCGAUGCCGAAAAAAUCGAAUCGGAAGCAAGAGAGCUCGCUAAAAGAGAAAGGAUUGAGAGAGCCCAGCAAAUCAGAGAUGCAAGUCCUGGAUCAAUACCCGACAUCAAAGUUACAGAACACAUGGCCCCUCUCGAUGAGAGUAAAUUCAGGUAUCCAGAGCUUGAAAUUGAGCGCGAAGAAAUGGAACGAGAAAGUCGAAAGAGUGAUACUGAAUCCCCAGCUCCUAACGACGCAGAAAUCGAACAACAGCAUGAAGUCGAAACUGAAGACAAAGUUAUGGAGGAGCCAGACAGCCUCGAAGAUAAUUUAUGCGAGACAGAAAUAGUGAAACCACAAGAAAAAAGUGUCGUGGAGGAAAAAACAACGAAGGACAUCGGUUCGGUUGAGCAAUGUUCGAAUGAAGAAGAGCGAACUUCUGAUUCGCCAAACAGCGAUUCUUUCGAAUUGGUGGAAAAACCCGACAUCAUCGAUGAUUUCGUCGUGAUCGAAGAAAUAGGAAAAGAAGCAAGCGAGAUGGAUUCGGAAGGAAAAAGUAUGGCGAUUCAGACAAAACCUAAAUCGCGUAAGAAAAGGGAUGAAGAAUUAGAUGCGUAUUUAGCUAGAUCAGAUCCAACGCCACUCACAAAAAUGACAGAGUUGAAAUAUUUCCCACCAGACACAAAUUACGAGUUAGAAUUUGAAUUCGAAGACAGCCCUCCCCAAGCGAAAGGAGAUGCGGCGACGAAGGAUUAUGGAUCUAGGUACGACCAAGAAUUAGAAGCAAAUAGAAAAUGGAUAGAGCAACAAUUUCAUGGCGAUCAAGCAGCCAUGGCGGCCGCAGGGUAUGGUUAUGAAAUGGAAUUCGAAAGAGGACCUCUGGAAGAUAUUAAAGAGGAAGAUAUUAAUGAUAUCGAUUUGGCAUCCAGUCGAAUCGGAAGUCUAGGUUCCCAGAAGGAAUCUGGUGGUAGUUUGGGAAGCAUCAAGGAUUCUUAUUCCAGUACACCAGAAUAUGAUGUAUUAGCUGGCAGAAGGUACUUCACAAGAUCUGGAGAACACGAUGACAUUUCCAUGUCCAGUUUACAAGAAUUUGAGAAUCUCGAACGGGCAAUGUCAUUAGAAACCAAAAAAAUGUAUCACGGCUCUGGAUCUCAAGAAUCCACGAGCAAUGGUAGUUUCAAAACCCGUUAUUACUCCCAUAAAGGUCAAGGAGACGAUAUUUCCGUUAGUUCCCUCAAAGAAUUCGAAGGUUUGGAGAAAGCCUGCAUCGCAGCACACAGAACUGAAAUAAAAGUCAAAGAGGAAGAAGAGUUACUUUCCCAGAUCGAUGAAAGUCAGGAGAUCGUACCAGACACAAACGAGAAAGACGCGACUGAUAAAAGCAAACUGACGGAAUCUGAUGAAGAAGAUUACGAAAAGCGCAUGUUCGAAAUCGACGAGAUAAUAAGGCAGGCGCAAAACAACGUCGAGAGAUUCACAGAUCUAAAGGAGGCUGAAAAAACAGAAUCCCUGGGUCGAGGAGAUUCGAUCGAAGAAGUAUCAAAGGUCCCAGAUCUGGAUCUCGACGCACCACUGGCCAAAUCCACCACCCAGACCGCGUGGAAGGACGACGAUCCAAUGGUUGCGUCCACGGACUCACUGGACCUGGACCAAAAUAAACCCAUUCAAUAUGGAAGUACUGACAGUUUGGAUCAGAAGAACGUAGGCCAGGACGUUAUGACGGCCAGCACGGAUUCUAUAGAAUUCAACAAUCAACUCAGUAAGAAUAUCACUACAGACAGUAUGGACAAUAAAACAGAGGGCAGCAAUAUGGUUUGUAGUGAUUCACUCGAAAUAGCAGCGGCUGUUAGCACCAGACCACAGAUAGAUUCAUUGGAAGAUGACGACCAGAAGAUAUUCGCAGAUCAUAGCAGUUCAGACACCGGAAAAGAUUUCAGUUCAUCUGUCAGAGACGACGUUGACGAACAAUUACAUGAGUUGAUGCUAGGUAGUACCGACAGCUUAGAACCUACCAGCUCAACCGCGACACAUGCCACAUACCAAUAUGAAACAGACUCAGUAUUUUCUGGAAGUUUCACAAGUGGUGGAUCCAACACGAUGGUGUCUUCAACAGACACUAUAGACCCGAAUAUUCCCAGAGAAAAUGUAGACAUAGCAGCAGCAGUACGUAAAGUUUGGUUUGACGAAGGAACCACAUCGUCCGGAAGAAACAUAACCACGGAAUUCUUUGAAGAAUCUUCCAUGCCUUACGUGACUGAAGUGAUUGAACCAAGUGACGAUCCAGCGUUCUCUCAUACUAUUCAUAGAAGGGUACAAAUGCCAGUAGAAGUAAGAAAAGUUACAUUCCAUGGUGAAGACGCGGAUGAGAAAUUAGAGCAGUUCAUCAAAGAUUUCGGCGAAAAUGAGGAGGAAAUCCACGAGACUGAGGAAGUCGACGCGGAUGGAAAUAUUCACACCAGAAGGAUAGUCCAAAAACGUUUCAUCGUCAAGUCGGAAGAUGAAGCAGCAACUUUGAGCAAAGCGAUUCGUACCGAAGAAGAAGACCUCUCGAUUAGUCGAAAGUUCGAAAUGUGUCCCCCCCAACUAACAACAUUAACAAAAACAGUGACAGGUGAAACAUCUCAACCUUCCGAUCCCUGUGAUACAUCUUCUUCGAAAGCACAAGCCUUCCGUAGAAGACCACUGAGAUAUGACAUCAGUGUAGACGACCAAACCGAAGUGGAUCCAAGAGAACACGACUGGCGCUUUUAUUUGAACGAAGAUGAUCAACAAUCAUUGUCAUCGGGAAUAGAAGACGAACUAGUCAGACCUUUCGAUCAACAUCAACUUUCCAGUGAAAUGAAGGAACUACUCAAAGAAAUGGAAGAGGCAAGCAAGAAGUGAAUUCGUUUCCAACACAUCAACGUUAAUUUAUAUCACAAAACUGGCUGAGCCAUUUCAACUUUGUUUCAUUGUUGAGGAAUUGUUAACACCAAACUAUAUAAUCCGCUUUGCUUAACUUAUAUUGCCGCUUGAAAACGAUGAAUGAAAAGGAGUUUUGGACUAUGUGGUGAAAAAUGAGAGCCUUUAUAAGGAGAAUUUGCCUAUAUUGCUAAUAUUUGUGAAAUAAUAUUUUCAGAAUAUGGUAGUGUAAUGAGAUAUUUUAUUUAUUUUUAUUAUACAUUGACAUUGCUUUAGACACUAUAAUUGUGAUCGAUAUCAUUGAAAUUCUGUUAAUUUUUCAUGACCAAUUGAUGUAUAAUAUUCCGAACUUUAUAGUGAAUUGAAUAUAGAUGACCCAAAACUAAUGAUGAUUUGUAGUUCAAACUAACGAUGAAAGUGUUUUUUGAUAAUAAAUAUUUUGUUAGUUUACAUCUGUUUUGAAUAAUCAUUGUUAGUUUUUUCUACUGGACUUAUGUAUAAAUUAAUAAAACAGAAUUCAUGGAUAUUUAUGAAUGUGUAAUAGUUUCAGAUUACUAUUCAUUGGAUAACUAUUUUCUCUGAAAAAGAUAGAGCACGGGUUAGUGGCUUUUCCCUGCAUUCUUAUCAGAGAAACCUGUACCAAUUCCUUUAUUGUGAACAUGUAUUAUGUGUAUCAAAAUAAAGCUUUCAAUACAGA
This is a messenger RNA of Coccinella septempunctata (seven-spotted ladybird), 21406 nucleotides long. RefSeq names its product ankyrin-3-like. Gene Ontology annotation, molecular function: protein binding. The record is from RefSeq and is a predicted model, not a curated record. Gene Ontology annotation, biological process: signal transduction. Bases 391 to 20691 code for a protein of 6766 amino acids. The transcript has 31 exons. NCBI's taxonomy places the organism in Eukaryota, Metazoa, Arthropoda, Insecta, Coleoptera, Coccinellidae.